GAACAAUGGGCAAGGACACGGGGGGGACAUGGAGGGCAUGGUGGUGACACCGAGGACACGGGGGGGACACCGGGGACACGGUGCGGGGGGGACACGGGAGAACACAGGAGCGGGCUGUGGGGGACACGGGGCUCGGAGGACAUGAGGGGACACGAGGGGACACACGACAGGGACGUGGGGACACGGGGGGUGAGCGUGCCCAGGACCCGCUGUCCUGCCACAUCCGUGUCCCCGUGCCGGAUCCCGGAUGUCCCGUGCCAUUACCUUCUCCCGGGAAACGGGGAGAUGUCGCCCUGAUGUCACCGUGCCCCCCCAGCCGCCAGCUGUGCCCAAUCGGUGUCACCGCAGCUGGUGGCACUGCUGGGGACUUCCCAUAAAUCCCGGAGCCGCUGGGCAGUGCCAGAGCUGGGCCGGAAACCGGGAUCCGGCAUGGCCGCAGCGGCGGGGCCGGGGGUCACCGGGGGGGUGGCGGCCAUAGCCGUGCUCUGGGUGACAGCCGUGGGGGCGGCCACGGGGCGCUGGUGCGAGCGGACGGUGCCGGUGACGGAGCAGCAGGAGGUGACGCCGCGGCGCGAGGCCGCGGUGCCGUGUCCCAGUUUGUACCAGUACAGCCUGGCCGGGUGGCGGCUGGACCGGGACCGCACGCGCCGGGAGCGCGGGAAUCCCCCCGGGGACACCGGCACCGACCCCGCCCUCUGCUACGUCUACCGCCCCCCGGAGAUGCAGCCGGUGGUCCGGAACCGCACGGAGCGUGGCUGCUGUCCCGGCUGGAGCGGCGCCCGCUGCACCGAGGGCCCCGGCUCCCUGGGCCGCUGUUUCAGCGCCUGGCAGUGCCAGGACGGCGCCGGCGGCCACAACGGCAGCGCCAUGAGCCGCGCCGAGUGCUGCCAGCACCCCUGGGGACACAGCUGGCGCCGCGGGGACACCGAGGGGCCCUGCCUGCCCUGCACCCGCCUGCCCCUGGGCGGGGACGGGGGGUCCCCGCGGCACCGCAGCCCCCCGGCCACGUGCCAGGCCUGGGCCGGCUCGCGCUUCCGCACCUUCGACGGGCGGCACUUCGGCCUCGCGGGGGGCUGCCGGCACAGCCUGGCCGCGGCCACCGACGGCACCUGGGACGUCACCAUCGGCCUGGGACACCCCCAGGUGCUGCACAUGACCUUUGGGACAGACACGGUGGUGGCCCAGGGACGGAACGUGUCGGUGAACGGGGCAGCGGUGCCGGAGGGACGCCCCUACCUGCACAAAGGGCUCGGUGUCACCUGGCCGGGUGACUGGGUGGCCGUGGCCAGCAGCCUGGGCGUGCGGGUGGCCUGGGACGGGCGCCUGGCGGUGACAGUGACAGCGGAGCCCGAGCUGCGCGGCGGCACCUGGGGGCUCUGUGGCACCUACACCGACGACCCUGCAGAUGACUUCCUGCUCCCCGACGGGGACAUCGCUGCCGUCGCCGCCGCCUUCGGCAACGCCUGGAAGGUGCCGGUGGCCGGCACAGAGCCCCCGUGCAGGGACGUGCCGGAGGGAGGUGGCAGGUGUGGCCCCGGCGAGGUGGCAGCGGCGGUGGCCACGUGCGGGCGGCUGCUGGCCCAGCCCUUCCGGCAGUGCCACGGCGAGGUGGACCCCAGCGGGUUCUAUGCAGCGUGUGUGGCGCUGCUGUGUGGGGACGGGGACCCUGUGUCCCCCCCCGGUCCCCUGCCACCCCCCGGUCCCCUUCCCCCGCCCCCCGCCGCCUGCGCCACCUUCGCCGCCUACGCCCGGGAGUGCUCCCGCCGCCAGGUCGAUGUCCCCUGGCGCCAUCCCGGCUUCUGCGAGCGCCGCUGCGACGCGGGGCAGCGCUUCUCCGACUGCGUGUCCCUGUGCCCGGCCACCUGUGUCACCGCGGGCGGCGCCGAGCAGGGGACCUGCCACCGCCACUGCCACGGCGGCUGCGAGUGCGGCCCGGGGCUGGCCCGGGACGGGGCUCGCUGCGUCCCCCCGGCCGCCUGCCCCUGCCACCACCGGCGACAGCGCUACGAGCCCGGCCAGAGCAUCCGCCAGCGCUGCAACCGCUGCACGUGCGAGGGUGGCCGCUGGCGCUGUGACCAGCAGCGGUGCCCGGCCGAGUGCGCGGUGCUGGAGGGACGUCACUUUGUCACCUUCGACCGCCGCCGCUUCUCCCUGCCGGCCGCCUGCGCCCACACCCUGGUGGAGGACUUCGUGGCGGGGCGGCUGCUGAUCACAGCCGAGCACGAGCCGUGUGACAGCCCCCGGCCCCUGGGCUGUCCCCGCAGCCUCACCGUCACCACCAGCCGCACCACGGCCCGGCUGCACGGCACAGGGGAGGUGACAGUGGCCGGGCGGGAGGUGACGCUGCCCUUCUCCGGUGCCGAGCUGAGCAUCCGCCGCGCGUCCUCGGCCUUCCUGCACCUGCAGCUGCCCGACGCCCACCUGCUCUGGGGCCUGGGGACCCCCGACACCUUCGUCACCCUCCAGCCCGCCAUGGCCGGCACGGUGCGGGGACUCUGCGGGACCUUCAACGGGGACCAGCGCGACGAGUUCACGACGCCGGAGGGGGACGUGGAGCCGGGAGUCGCCGCCUUCGCCAACGCCUUCCGGGCGGCCGGAGCCUGCCCGGCGCUGGGCCCCGGCAUUCCCGACCCCUGCGACGGCUUUCCCGGGAGCCGGGAGCGCGCCGAGGCCGCCUGCGCCGUGCUCAUGGGCCCGGCCUUCCAGCCGUGUCACCGCGUGGUGGAUCCCGAGCCGUUCCUGGAGCUGUGCCGCUGGGACGUGUGCUCCUGCCGGGAGCGGGAGCGGGAUCGGGAGCGCUGCCUGUGCCCGGCGCUGCGCGCCUACGGCCGGGAAUGCGCCCGGGAGGGGACGGAGCUGGAGUGGAGGAACCGGAGCCUCUGCGAGGAGCCGUGUCCCGGGGGGCAGCAGUACCGGGACUGCGGGGGUCCCUGCGGCCGUUCCUGCUCGGAGCCCCCCGGAGCCAGUGACUGUCCCCCCCCGGACACCCUCUGCGUCCCCGGCUGUCGCUGCCCCCCGGGGCUGCUGCUGGCCCAGGGGGGCCAGUGUGUCCCCCCUGCCGCCUGCCCGUGUCCCCGCGGCGCCCGCCUGUACCCCCCCGGCGCCCGCAUCCGCCGCGGCUGCCAGGCCUGUGUGUGCGCAGGGGGGUCGUGGCGCUGCGCCCCCGCCCCGUGUCCCCCCGGCCCGCGCUGCCCCCCGGGGCUGCUGCACGCCCCCGGCUCCUGCCUGCGCCGCUGCGACCCCGCCGAGCCCUCCGGCACCUGCGGCGGCCCCGCCGACGGCUGCGUGUGCCCCCCCGGGACCCUCUUCCUGGGCGGGCGCUGCGUGUCACCGGACGAGUGUCCCUGUCACCACGGCGGGCGGCUGUACCCGCCCAACGCCACCAUCGCCCGCGACUGCAACACCUGCGUGUGCCGGGGACAGCGGUGGCACUGCGGGCGCGAGGAGUGCGCGGGGACCUGCGUGGCCACGGGGGACCCGCACUAUGUCACCUUCGACGGCCGCGCCUUCACCUUCGAGGGGGACUGCGAGUACCUGCUGGCGCGCGAGGCCACCGGGCUCUUCGCUGUCACCGCCGAGAAUGUCCCCUGCGGGGCCAGCGGCGUCACCUGCACCAAGUCCGUGGUGGUGGCCAUGGGGAACACCGUGGUGCACAUGCUGCGGGGUGAGGGGACACGGGGGACACGGGGGACACGGGGGACAUGGGGAACACCGUGGUGCACAUGCUGCGGGGAUGGGGGGGACGCGGGGGUCCUGGGGAUGGCUGCGCUGUGGGAUGGAAGGACCCGCGUGUACGUGCGCGUGUCCCCGCGGCUGCGCGGCCGCCUGGCCGGGCUCUGCGGCAACUUCGACGGCGACGCCGAGAACGAUUUCGGGAGCCCGGACGGGGCCCUCGAGGCGACCCCCGAGGUCUUCGGGGACUCCUGGCGCCUCAGCCCGCUCUGCCCCGAGGCCGACGGCCACCGCCCGCACCCCUGCGAGGACAGCCCCCAGCGCUCGGCCUGGGCGCGGGCUCGCUGCGGGGUCCUGCGGCACCGGCUCUUCGCCCCCUGCCACGACCUGGUGCCCCCCCAGCGCUUCUACGAGUGGUGCCUGUUCGACGCCUGCGGGUGUGACAGCGGCGGGGACUGCGAGUGCCUGUGCACGGCCCUGGCCGCCUACGCCGAGGAGUGUGGCCGGCGGGGGAGACCCCUGCGCUGGCGGAGCCAGGGGCUGUGCCGUGAGCCCGGGGCCUGGGGGGCACGGGGGCACCGGGAGAGACUGGGGGGGCUGGGAGGUCCCGGUGCCACCCCUGUGCCCCCCCCCUCAGACGGGCUGUGCGUGGAGCCCCCCGCCUGCCCCUGCUUUUGGGACGGCUUCGCCUUCCCGGCCGGGACCACCGUGACCCAGGGCUGCAGCAACUGCACGUGCCUGGGGGGGCGCUGGCAGUGCCCCCCGAGCCCGGCCCCGUGUCCCGCCGCCCCCGGCUGCGCCCCGUGGGAGUUCCGCUGCCGGGGCGGGGGUCUCUGCGUGCCGGGGGCCUGGCUCUGCGACAACGAGGACGACUGCGGGGACGGCUCGGACGAGCUGUGCGACCCCCCCUGCGCCCCCCAGCAGCCCCGCUGCCCCGGCGGGCGCUGCCUGCCCUGGGGGGCGCGCUGCGACGGUGUCACCCACUGCCCCGACGGCUGGGACGAGGCGGGGUGUCCCCCCCGGGCCUGCGCCCCCCCCGAGUUCGCCUGUGCCGGGGGUCGCUGCCUCCCCCCCGCGAGGGUCUGCGACGGGCGGCUCGAUUGUCCCCCCGGGGACGACUCGGACGAGGCGGGCUGCGCCCCCCGCUGCGGGCCGGGGCAGUUCAGGUGCGGGGGGGGCCGGUGCGUCCCCUACCCCCACCGCUGCGACGGCCGCGACGACUGCGGCGACGGGAGCGACGAGAGCGGCUGCGCCUGCCCCGGGGGGCACCUGCCGUGCCCCGGGGGGGGCUGCCAGCCCCCCGCCGCCAUCUGCGACGGCCGCCGCCACUGCCCCGACGGCGCCGACGAGGCCAAUUGUCCCGCGCGGGCCACCUGCGCCCCCGGGACCGUCCCCUGCCCCGACGGCUCCUGCGUGCCGGAGGUGGCCGUGUGCGACGGCGCUCGCGACUGUCGCGACGGCUGGGACGAGAGUCCGGCGGGGUGCGCGGUGGCGCUGCCCCCCGCGCCGCUGUCACCUGUCACCGCCGCUGUCACCGCUGUCUCUGGCAUCGUCGCCGACGCUGUCACCACCAUCGCGGUCACCGGCGCCAUCGGCACUGUCGCCAGCGCUGUCACUGUCAGUGACACUGACGCUGUCCCCGCCGCUGUCACCGGCCCGGCAGCGCCCUGUCCGCCCCGGUCCCUGCGCUGCGACAGCGGCGGGUGCGUCCCGCGGGGGUGGCGCUGCGAUGGCGACAGCGACUGUCCCGAUGGCAGCGACGAGGGAGGCUGCGACCCGCCGUGCGCCCCCGGCCACCUGCCCUGCGACCCCCCCUGCCAGCCCGGCCGCGGCCCCUGCGCCCCCGCCUGCGUCCCCCCCGGCCGCCUCUGCGACGGCGUCCCCGACUGUCGCGACAGCGCCGACGAGAGCCCCCGGCUCUGCGAGCCCCCCGGGCCCGGGAGCAGCCCGCGGGGUCCCUGCGCAGAGUUCGACUGCGGGGACGGGGAGUGUGUCACCUUCCAUCAGGUACCGAGGGGACCGCCACCCGCCCGGGCCACCGCGGGUCCCCGACCCCUCCCCAGGGACACCCAGGUGUCCCCUGCCCCUCCCGGUGUCACCCCCAUGGUCCCUCGGUCAUUCCCGCGAUGUCCCCGACUCCCUGCCAGCGCCACCCCCGCUGCCCCUCCCGACCCCCCCUCGGGGUGCCCCAACGCCUCGGAGUGCGCCGAGGGGCUGCGCCCCCUCCCCUGCGCCCCCUGCCCCGCCUCCUGCGCCGACCUGGCCGCCGCCGUCACCUGCCCGCGACCCCCGCCCUGCCGCCCAGGGUGCUGGUGCCCGGCGGGGCAGGUGCUGGACGCGGGCCCCGCGGGGUGCGUGCGGCCGCGGCAGUGCCCGUGCGGGGCCGGGGGGCGCCGCUACCCCCCGGGAUCCCCGGUGCCCCUCGGCUGCCGCCUCUGCACCUGCCUCGAGGGACAGCUGCGACACUGCCGCCCCCACCCCGGCUGCUCAGUGGACUGCGGGUGGUCGUCCUGGUCGCCGUGGGGCCCGUGCGCGGGCGGCUGCGGGACCCCCGGCGUGCAGUGGUCGUUCCGCAGCCCCUCGAACCCGGCCCGGCGCGGGGGGGGCCGCCACUGCCGCGGCAUCUACCGCAAGGCGCGGAGGUCUCCCACCAACCCCGCGGCCGCGGCGGGCGGUGCCCCCUGCACCGGGACCCCCCGGGAGGUUCGGGGCUGUCCCGAGCUCUGCGGACCCGAGCCCGAGAGCGCGGGGCCACCUGGGGCCACCGAGGCGCCCUGGCCCCCGGGGUCCCCACGACCACCGGGGGGCACAGAGGGCCCGGAGUCCCCGGGGUCGCCGUGGGCGCUGGAGCCCGCGUGGGGCACGGAGCUGCCUUGGGAGCCGGGGUCCCUGGAGCCGGCGUGGGGCACGGAGACCCCCGAGACCCCCGAGCCCCCGGAGACCCCGGAGCCCCCGGAGACUCCCGAGACCCCCGAGCCCCCGGAGACCCCGGAGCCCCCGGAGACCCCGGAGACCCUGGAGACCCCGGAGACCCCGGACCGCCCAGAGACCCCGGAGAGCCUGAGCCCCCCAGUGCCCCACAGCUCCACCCCUCAUCCCCUCUCCACACCCCCCAUGGGGCCGGGGGUGUUGGGGGGCACAGGCCGGCUGCCCCCGGGGUGCUCAGGGCUGUUUUUUUGGGGGCGGAGGCCGGCUGCCCCCCAAGCACUGAGCGUUUUUUCGGGGGCUGCAGAGGCCGGGUGCCCCCCGGGCCGGACCUUCCGUGAGUGCGGGGGGGGCUCCGGGUGUCCCCGGAGCUGCGCCCACCUUGGGGGGGCCGUGGGGUGCGCGGGGGGGUGCCAGGAGGGCUGUCACUGCCCCCCCGGGACCUUCCUGCACCGCCGCACCUGCCUGCAG
This is a messenger RNA of Onychostruthus taczanowskii (white-rumped snowfinch), 7068 nucleotides long. RefSeq names its product SCO-spondin-like. Gene Ontology annotation, cellular component: extracellular matrix; extracellular region. Gene Ontology annotation, molecular function: protein binding. Lineage: Eukaryota; Metazoa; Chordata; Aves; Passeriformes; Passeridae. The record is from RefSeq and is a predicted model, not a curated record.